ACAAAGCUAGUAAGUUGAGACUGGAAAGUCUUGUAGUGAGGAAGUCUCUACUCAUUCACUCUCUAGGUAUUGGCGAAGAAAAGAAACCUUAAGGGAAGAGGCAAAGCUCUGAGAUUCAGGUUCUGAAGGAAGGGUUUACCUAGAAGGGUAAUGGAGCAGAAAUCAGAGAGGCAGAGACUCAGGGAAAUAGCUGCAAGGUUUGGAAUAGAGUAGACAGUGGCUGUUGAUUAGGGAAUCCCUGAGUUGGACCUUGGAGUAGAGGGUGGGUCUGGGUUCCCCUACCAGUGAUUGGGAGAAGUAGUGUAACUUUGAUUUAGGGGACUGCUGGGAACACCCAAUGACCUGUCCAAACCAUGAAGAGAACUGCCAAUCCUGGAGUGUGAGAUGCUGCAGAGCAAGAGAGAAAUAGAAGCCUCUGGACAAACCACUACAGAGUACACUAUAAGUCCUCCACCUGGAAAUACAACACAGGGAGAACGUACUACGUAUGGAGAUCAGUGUGGUGGCUUCCUCUCAAAUCCAUCUGGGUCGUUUUCUAGCCCGUAUUACCUUGGAAACGGUCUCAUCACACAGUGUGUCUGGCAAAUACAAAUAGAAUACAAUCGCAUAGUACUAGUCUUCUCUUAUGUCAGUUUGAACUGCUUUCAGGAAUUUAUUGAAAUCUAUGAUGGACCCCUCUAUGCAUCCCCCUUACUUGGGAAAAUCUGUAAUGGGUCAAAUCUCAGCUAUGUAUCAUCUUCAAACACACUGACAGUUCUAUUACGCAGAGACUCCUAUAACUCGGAAUAUGGGUUUUCUGCUUAUUAUAACUCUCUGUUCCCAGAGCUUCCUCCAUCUAGUGCAUCGGGGACAACAGUUCCACCUGGAAAUACAACACAGGGAGAACGUACUACGUAUGGAGAUCAGUGUGGUGGCUUCCUCUCAAAUCCAUCUGGGUCGUUUUCUAGCCCAUAUUACCCUGGAAACGGUCUCAUCACACAGUGUGUCUGGCAAAUACAAAUAGAAUACAAUCGCAUAGUACUAGUCUUCUCUUAUGUCAGUUUGAACUGCUUUCAGGAAUUUAUUGAAAUCUAUGAUGGACCCCUGUAUGCAUCCCCCUUACUUGGGAAAAUCUGUAAUGGGUCAAAUCUCAGCUAUGUAUCAUCUUCAAACACACUGACAGUUCUAUUACGCAGAGACUCCUAUAACUCGGAAUAUGGGUUUUCUGCUUAUUAUACCUCUCUGUUCUCAGAGCUUCCUCCAUCUAGUGCAUCGGGGACAACAGUUCCACCUGGAAAUACAACACAGGGAGAACGUACUACGUAUGCUCUUCCAAGUACUCCACAGACCACUAUAAAUUCAAUAAAUGGCUCGUGUGGUGGCUACCUUUCCACCGCUUCUGGAUCAUUCUCUAGUCCAUUCUUUCCUGAAAACUAUCCAGUGAAUGUACAAUGUGUCUGGAGAAUAGAAGUCAAGAACAAUUAUUAUAUCAGACUCAUCUUUAAGCAUCUUGAGCUAGAAGUUUCAUAUAAUUGUGCUUAUGACUUUGUUGAAGUCUAUGAUGGUCCUCUGAAUACAUCUCCUCUUGGGAGGAUUUGUGAUGGUUCAAAUUACACAUUUACAUCAUCUUCAAAUACAAUGACUGUUCUGUUUUCAAGUGACUUUAGUUAUACAAGAAGUGGAUUCAGUGCUUACUAUGAUUCAUUUCCAGAAAAGAACAAUGAUACAGCGCUGGCAUGUUCUGGACAAUAUAUGCUUGCAGUCAUUAACAGAAGCUAUCUGCAGUCAUUGGGCUACAAUGCUUGGGAUGUUUAUCUGAAUGACUCCUCCUGUGGGCCACAACAGAUCACGGAAACCUAUGUUAUAUUCAACAUACCUUUUAAUGGAUGUGGUACAAUAAGACAGGUGAAAAAUAACACUAUCAUGUAUUCCAAUGUAAUCAGAACAUCUCCUUCUGGUUAUAUUAUCACAAGGAAAAGCAACUUUCAGUUUCACGUUACCUGCACAAUGAACCAGGACACAAUGGUAGAAAUAAUGUAUGUUGCCAAAGGUGAUACUGACAUAAGUGAAGCCCAGCAUGGCAGAUAUGACGUGAAUAUUUCAUUUUAUGAAUCAUCAAAUUUCUCAAAUCCAGUUUACAAUUCCCCAUACUAUGUUGACCUAAACCAGGAUUUAUUCCUUCAAGCCACUCUCUACAGUUCCGAUUCAAACCUGGUGAUGUUUACCGAUACAUGCGUGGCAUCUCCAUAUUCUGAUGGCUUCACAAACCUGACUUAUGUUUUAAUCAGGAAUGGAUGUGUAAGAGAUUCCACCUACAGCUCAUACUAUUCACCAAUGGGAUACAUUGUUCGUUUCAAAUUCAAUGCCUUCAAGUUUCUCAACAGACAUGCUACCAUUUACUUGCAGUGCAAGAUAGUUGUAUGCAGGGCAUAUGAUUAUUCUUCUCGAUGCUAUCAGGGAUGUUUAGCGAGGCGCAAGAGGGAUACAAGUCCUUACCAGGAAAAACUAGAUGUUGUUGUGGGGCCAGUCCAGCGUAAAAAAGAAACCAAUGAGGACAGAAAAGCUGACCCACACAAGAGAGAGUUUCUGGAAAAAGAUGACGUACGCAGCCCAUUUGUUCUUGCCACUUUGCUCCUGGCAGGAGUUGUUUUGGUUCUCAUUGGAGCCCUUUUGAGAAGUAAACUGAGAAGAAGAACUGAGUAUCAAGUGCUGUGAGAGAGUAUCACAAGGCAUCACAUGAGGUGGCUCAGCCUCAUUCUUCAUGAAUGUAUUCAAUGUCGAACAUUUGCACAGUGAUUUAAUAGAUAACAGUAAAUUAAUAAAGGAAAGUACUUGGCUUUCAAAGGUCAACAAUAAAUGUACAGAACAUGCUCUAAUAUGCAGAGAUGUGUUCCACUAAACCUGAUUUGGAUGCACUUUAAAUGAAGAGUCUCAAAUAGGGCUUGAGGAAAAUAAAUCUUCAGUUUUGUGUGUGCAGACAAAAGUGCACGUGCACCAAUUUUACCUGCAAUAUCUUGCCUUCAUACACAAAUGGACAUUGAUAUGUUCAAAGUGGGUAACUGUCCAGGCAGUAGAUGGGCACACAAUUAUUUGACUCUUGCAGCAUUUGGUGAUUUCCUAACAUGUUUAGUGCAUUUGUAUUUUGGUUACAGUGAUCAGUCUGAAUAUGUUUGGGAAGGUUCUGACUAGGUCAGUUGUAGAGAAAGGACAGCUGUGAAACUCCGAUCUGGACAUUGGGGGUGUUGAGUUCUAUGGAUUCAGGUUGGGGCCAUCUCUGCAUUUAACUAGCACAAGUAAGUGUAUUUCUCUGGAAGUAACAUGAAAAUUCCUGCCCUUGUUAAUUUAGUAAACAGUUGAUUAUUAAAGUGAUACCUCUUGAAAUCCAACAGUUGUUUAGCAUAGGGAUAUAUAUUAAGUUUUUAUUAUAUCUAAUUAAACAUAUAAUCAAUCAGUAUAAAUA
Mauremys reevesii (Reeves's turtle) is the source of this 3439-nucleotide messenger RNA. RefSeq names its product CUB and zona pellucida like domains 1 (gene CUZD1). The transcript is spliced from 18 exons. Bases 385 to 2694 code for a protein of 769 amino acids. Lineage: Eukaryota; Metazoa; Chordata; Testudines; Geoemydidae. The record is from RefSeq and is a predicted model, not a curated record.